CCUUGAACCAUCGAUGUUGAGAGUGCUCUUUCUAGCAUGUUAUCUUGGCCAUGCCAUCAUCAUCAUCAUCAUCUGAGCUUCUACCACCCUUGGAAAUAAUAACACCUUAUAACAGAGGCCCAGCAAUUACACUCGUGGCUUUUAUCUUUUUCUUCGUGACUUUGAUUAUCGUCGCCAUCAAAUUUGGAACUGCCUUAUAUUCGAAGACUGUGCUCUUAAGCACAGAUGCACCUCUGUGGAUUGCCUUAAUUAUUGCCUUCAUUCAAACUCUACUUACUCAAUUUGCAGUUGACCAUGGGCUUGGGAAACAUGCAUCUUCUCUUUCCACUGCUGACUUCUCCAAGUACAACAAGCUCACCUAUGCCGCUCAAUUACUUCUUAUUCCUGUCCUUUCACUUUCAAAACUGUCCACCUGUCGAUUGAUUCACAGGCUCACACCAGGACAGCGCAUCAGACGAGCCAACAUGAUUACCAUCAUAGUUGUCGGCCUAUGGACUGUGUUUGCAGUUUUUGCCACGGCUCUUCAAUGCCGACCGCACUGGGAGUAUCUACCAAGCCAGUGUGCCGGGCAGGGCGCUAUUAACUAUCCAAUCAUUAUCAUCAACAUCCUCACAGACUUGGCAUUGGUGGUGAUUCCACUGAUUAUGAUUUGGAGCGUGCAAAUGACAUUGCAAAAGCGUCUUCAAAUUAUCGCUUCAUUUGCCACAAGACUUGUUGUGGUGGCGGUCAGUAUCACUGAACUCGUGUAUCUUCCGACAUAUCUACAUUCAUCUGAUCCAACAUGGACAAUUGUUAAUGUGGACAUUUGCAACGAACUUAUAAUGUACCUCAGCAUCAUAGCAGCCUGCAUGCCUUCGGUCUAUCGCAUCCUCAGCAAUCUCAAAACCGGGUUGAAUGGCGUCCAUAUGUCCGAGAUCGAACUCAGCACCACUCAAGGAGCCACAGGUUCCAGAAACAAAUCCGGGAAUCAAGGUGGCUACAGCUCUCGAGCGAGAAGACGUUCUGCUUUGUUUCCAGGCUUCCGAGCUACCGAGUUGUUCUCUACAUUUGAUACGACGCAAAACGGACUGUGUACCAUACAGGAUGAUACAUUUCGCAGAAACAGGGAUGAUGCGGAGAGCACAGAAAGCACUAGAGGGCUGACAGAGGAUCAGCCACCGGUUGAUGGGGUCAGAAAAACGGUGGACAUAUAUGUAGAAGUCAAUGAUAAUCAAUCAUGA
This is a messenger RNA of Aspergillus costaricaensis CBS 115574, 1220 nucleotides long. RefSeq lists its product as uncharacterized. The record is from RefSeq and is a predicted model, not a curated record. The transcript is spliced from 7 exons. Bases 51 to 1220 code for a protein of 389 amino acids. NCBI's taxonomy places the organism in Eukaryota, Fungi, Ascomycota, Eurotiomycetes, Eurotiales, Aspergillaceae.